Messenger RNA from Verticillium nonalfalfae, 732 nucleotides. RefSeq lists its product as uncharacterized. The transcript is spliced from 3 exons. NCBI's taxonomy places the organism in Eukaryota, Fungi, Ascomycota, Sordariomycetes, Glomerellales, Plectosphaerellaceae. The coding region runs from base 1 to 732 and encodes 243 amino acids. Gene Ontology annotation, molecular function: beta-phosphoglucomutase activity; sugar-phosphatase activity. The record is from RefSeq and is a predicted model, not a curated record.
AUGGGCUCCACGGCAACCGGCGUCAAUGCGUCCUUCACGGCGGCCCCAGAGCGGGCCACCUUUGACGGCUUCCUGUUCGACAUGGAUGGCACCAUCAUCGAUUCGACGCCGGCAAUCGAGAAGCAUUGGCACAGCAUCGGCCAGGACAUUGGUGUUUCUGCCAACGUCAUCCUCCAAACCUCGCAUGGUCGCCGCAGCAUCGACGUCCUGAAGAUUCUUGCCCCUGAAAAAGCAAACUGGGACUACGUGCGUGAAGCGGAGGGCCGUCUGCCCAAGCUAUACGCCCAUGAGGCCAUUGAAGUUCCUGGCGCGAGAACCCUCCUCGAAGAGCUGAACAGGGACAGCGCCCCUUGGACCAUCGUCACCUCGGGCACCGAGCCCCUCGUCACAGGCUGGCUCGGCGUCAUGGCCCUGCCGCACCCCGACCAGAUGGUCACCGCAGAGUCCGUCGAGAACGGAAAGCCGGACCCCGCCUGCUAUCUCCUGGGCAGGCAGAGACUGGGGCUCGAGGGCGAUGCCAAGCGCGUUCUUGUGCUCGAGGACGCGCCCGCUGGCAUCAGGGCAGGCAAGGCCGCUGGCUGCAAGGUCAUCGGUCUCGUAACGAGCCACACUGUCGAUCAGGUCGCCGCCGCCGAGCCAGACUGGAUCGUUAGAGACCUGUCCUCGGUCAAGGUGGUUGAGAGCAAAGACGGCGUCGUCACUCUGGAGAUAUCCAACGGACUUGUGCAGUAA